Molecule: messenger RNA, 480 nt
Organism: Symbiodinium pilosum
Lineage: Eukaryota; Dinophyceae; Suessiales; Symbiodiniaceae
Source: the annotation of a GenBank genome assembly
GACACAGAUGAGGAAAUGCCGGGCCGCAGUGACAAAUGGCUGAGAGACAUCAGCAAAAGGGCCAAGAACCAUUUCAAGAAGUUGCUGCAGCCACUGCAGACGCCCAUUGUGCAGGAGUACCAGGUCCUGAGCAUCCUCGAUGGAUAUGUCAACUACACGAUGCAGCUGGUUGCAAAUGCUACGGGCCACGAAGUCAUUUGGAACCGAACUGCGGGGCGCUUCCUGUCUGAGGAGCCACGUGAGCUGAAGCAGGAGCUGCCACCCCGGGCCCGCUACAUCAACAAGAUCCUGAUCUACAUGAACAAGGAGAUGGAUGUGGUCUGGAACUACAAGACCAUGGUCGACAGGAAGCGCUGGGGCAUUGGGAACGUCAUCACCUCCUCGCCCUACGGCCCACAUGGCGAGCAUCCCGAGCGCUGGCGAGCUAAUGGCUCCUGGCCGCUUCCCACAGCCCGGCCGAACCAGACCAUCCUGCUCCAG